AUGAACUGCUGCGUCGUCGGUUGUACCAACAGGUACACGUCGUGUCCUGCGGGAACGACGUUUCACCGUUUUUCAACUCGUCCGUGCUUUAUUGGGCAGCGGCAGAAGUGGAUCGCGGCUGUGCGACGAAAAACCCAUGACGGAAGAAACUGGGAGCCCUCUCGGCACUCGAAGAUAUGCAGUGCACAUUUCGUUGGGGGUGUGCCGUCCAAGGAUGCGUCAUCCCCGUCGUACGUGCCAACGAUAUUUCCUGACGAGUAUCGUAAGCGUUCCGUGCUUGCAGAAGAUAAGCUUGGACGCUAUGAAAGGAUUAAGAAGCGGAGAACAGCUACACCAGCUGUUGCAAAUCUCGCCCACUUCGCCGUGUUGCAAGCUGCACCACUUAGAGCCACCAUGGACUCGCCAGCAUCUUCACCACUGAUGGAGGAACCUGAAGACACCGAUGAAAAUAACGAAUCCGAACAGCUGCAAGGCGUUGAGGUCUCAACGCAGACGCUGGAGACACCGCAGGCCCACAGUAAAGGUGUCCUUACGAUUGCCUGCACCCUGUUCGCCGAUGCAUGCGAGGCGUCCACCCAGGUUGCAUUCUUUGCAGCUGAACAGCCAGCAACGGCUGACGCAAGUGUGGCUGCGUUGUGCUUGGACGACCACCAACCAAAGGGUUUCUAUGGCUACCAGUCCUUGGUAGACAAGGAAAAUGAUGCCCUCAGAGACCUAACUGGGGUGACCGUUACUGUGUUCCUGGCCCUAUUGCGCCUAAUGCCACAGGUGCGUGGCGAGAGGUACUUGGACCUGGCAGUGGGCAGCAAGCUCCUGUUGUGUCUUAUGAAGAUGAAGCAUGGCCUCACGUUCUCUGCGUUAGGAGUUCUCUUUGGCAUUCAUCGUACAAGUGCAUCGCGGAUUUUCUAUGCCAUUUUGGAUGUCCUCUAUGUCAGUACUCAAGGGUGGAUCAAGUGGUUUUCAAGGGAUGUCGUCCAAGCAACAAUGCCUCCCUCUUUCCGCCUAAACUAUACCAAUUGUAGAGUUAUUGUCGACUGUUCAGAAGUGAGAAUUGAGAAACCAGGUAAGGUCGCUGACCGGGUAAACUGCUGGAGUAACUACAAGAGUGACUUUACUCUGAAGUUCCUAGUUGGGAUCACUCCAUCCGGUUAUAUAACAUAUAUUUCGGAUGUGUUUGGGGGCAGAUCGAGUGACACAUACAUCCUUGCCAACUCUGGCUUGAUCAACUUGUUGGAACCCGGGGAUAUGGUGAUGGCAGACAAAGGCUUUCCGCAUGUCAAGUGCGACUUGGAAAGUAAGGACGUCACACUUGUCAUGCCACCAUUUGCAAAAGCCAACCAACAGUUCACGAAGGCGGAGAUGCAAGAAACCUAUAAGGUUGCAUCUCAUCGCAUUCAUGUAGAGAGAUGCAUCCAGCGUAUAAAGAGUUUUGCAAUAUUGAAUGAAAGGCUAACUCCAGAACUUAAGUGUCACAUCGACAAGAUAGUACAUCUGUGCAGUGUGUUGGCUAACCUACAAGGUCCUGUGAUCAAGACUGUGUAAUGAGUCCUGUGAUCUACAAACUUGUGCUUAGCAGAAUGAGCACUCCAAGCACAGCGGAAUCAAAUUAUGGCUGUAAUUUAUU
Rhipicephalus sanguineus (brown dog tick) is the source of this 1624-nucleotide messenger RNA. RefSeq lists its product as uncharacterized. The record is from RefSeq and is a predicted model, not a curated record. The transcript has 5 exons. The coding region runs from base 1 to 1542 and encodes 513 amino acids. Lineage: Eukaryota; Metazoa; Arthropoda; Arachnida; Ixodida; Ixodidae.